AUGCAACCAUGCGGUAACAGUUCGUGGUGUUGCACUCAAUACUAUCCUACUGUCAACGCAGCAAACAAACGAAAGUCCAACCCAAAGGCUAACUUGUCUCUACCAAGAAGCAUGCGACAUAGUUACAGCGCGGGCGGGACCAUCUUCAACGACGGCCAUGUUUCUACCUUCUACUUCCCCAAUGUUUCGGGUUACGCUACAAGGGCCAUGAAGCGAGGCCGCUUCGUCACUAGCAUCUAUCAUGUACUCGCCUCAUCCACCUCCCUAUACAUCGCCGCGUCAGGUGUGGUUGUGAUUUGCUUUGACGUGCUGAAAAACAUAUUUCGGUUGACGCCUGCGAACAAGGCAUCGACAUCAUAA
This is a messenger RNA of Fusarium graminearum PH-1, 360 nucleotides long. RefSeq lists its product as uncharacterized. Lineage: Eukaryota; Fungi; Ascomycota; Sordariomycetes; Hypocreales; Nectriaceae. The record is from RefSeq and is a predicted model, not a curated record. The coding region runs from base 1 to 360 and encodes 119 amino acids. The transcript is spliced from 2 exons.